Molecule: messenger RNA, 1345 nt
Organism: Alternaria alternata
Lineage: Eukaryota; Fungi; Ascomycota; Dothideomycetes; Pleosporales; Pleosporaceae
Exons: 1
Coding region: 298-936 (212 amino acids)
Source: RefSeq, a predicted model, not a curated record
AGUGGAGCGGGAACCGGAAGCCAUCCGCCCACUAGCUUUCUGAUUGGCUUCUGCACUCCAUAUAUGCAGCCACAUUAGAAUCGUAUUUUGAUUUUCGUCAUGGGCUUCUACGCGAGAUGAUCUAGGUGCGUAUGGUAGCUUUUCUUUUUCUGGCGUCGUGAUGUGGGGUUUGCGAUAGAUACCUAAGUAGUGAGGCCUGAUCAGCUAGCACACGCUAUACCUUGGUAACUAUACAACAAGUCACAACCCCCAUGAUCGUUUCGGGUUACUAUUACCACUAUCUGUAAACCUUGAAAGAUGGUCUUCGGCCUGCUGGCUCUUGUGGGAACAGUUCCCUUGACCGCGACAUCCGUUCUCGCCCUACAGAGUCAAACCGAGAACGCGAAGAACGAUGCCGCUGCCGACGGAGAUGACGACUGGAAGGGCGAGAGGUGCCACAUGCGAUGCCGAGCGACUGCGAGGACGCCAGAAGACCGCAAAGAGUUGUUCAAGAAUAGUCGAAUCGUACUUUGUGGAGGGCGACUGUACGUUGAGCUAUCGACAUACGAAGGACCGGCACAUCACCCGUUCACCGGAUACUAUCUGCCUUUCCCAAAGAAGGAUUACGAAGGCAUUGUAUCUACCAUCUCAAAUGAUCCGCCACAGCUCAAUUGGGUAUAUCUAGACACCGACUCGGACAUCUUCCAGCUUAGCCAUGGACUUCGUGUUGAUGCAGAAGAGGGCCAAGCAGGUCCUUGGGAUGCCCGAUUUUGCUCGAACGGGGAGAGGCGGUAUAUUUUCGAGGGUUGGGAGGGGUUUAUUGCGGUUGAGACCGAGGGCGAGCCGGGGCUGUGGAGGCUUUGUUUCGACAAGUAUAACGAUGGCCUGAAGGGCAAGAUUCAAGAAGGCCAAAGAACUGUCGAGCUGGAAUUGGUACGUGAAGAGAUAGAGGGCUGAUCGUUGAUAGCGCUUCUUGAUGGUUUGCGCGAGUCUUGAACUGGGCUGCAAGCAGUCGUCAGAUCCUGAUUUUGGCGUCCACACUCUGCGUUUCGGCGCGUUCGCAACAAAGGUCUUGGAGACAAGACCAAACAAGCCCGAGCACGCGGGCCAUGCUCACAAGCUGGCCGCGCUCUUGUUCCCGAUCUUCAUACAGACCAGGCACUUGCCAGUCAUUGGUCAGAAAAAGUGUCCGAAAACAAGUUCAUGGAAACGCAUCUUGUACAUAGCUGCAUUUGCUAGACAGGUCUAAGCGUUGUUGAAUGCGAAGGAUCGAAUUGAAGAAGCACGAUGUGGCUGACGCGUGUCUCCGAUUCGCGAUCGCCCGGAGAUGACGUAGGCUAGCGCGACAACAAGCAUCACAACUUCA